AAUAUAUUCGUCUGUCUAUAGUUAAACAAUGUAGUUGAAUAAUUAUCAAUUGUAAUCCUAUUUUGUAUUCACACGUUAAUGUGUCUGAGAAUACGGAGGUACAUAGUAUUUUGCUUUGCUUGAAUUAUUUUAGAUACUGUUACGUAGCUAAAAUGUUUGGAUGUAUAAAAUCACCAAUUAUAAGACAAUAUGCAGUAGUGAUUCUUGUUAACGUCAGUAUCUUCUCAACUGGCAUGAAUUUAGUUUGGUCAUCGCCAAUGCUUGUAAAGUUAGGCAAUGAAACGGAGACAAGUCUGUCACAUGUUAUAAACGAAAACGAGGGUUCCUGGAUAGUGUCUGUGGAAUUCAUAUUUGCUUUUAUUUUUAAUGCUAUAGUGGCUUUGUUGUUGGAUAGUAUAGGAAGAAAAUACUGCGUGGUAAUGGGAUGUGUACCAAAAAUUAUUGGUGUCACAAUUUAUAUCUUGGCUACUGAAGUGUGGAUGCUGAUAGUGGCUAGAUUAAUGUUUGGUUUAUCCGACUCAUUUAUAUUAAUGAGUGUACCAGUUUAUACAUCUGAGAUUGCAACUGUAAGUUAUUCCAACGUUUUUUCUUAA
Papilio polytes (common Mormon) is the source of this 593-nucleotide messenger RNA. Its product is annotated as solute carrier family 2, facilitated glucose transporter member 8-like. Lineage: Eukaryota; Metazoa; Arthropoda; Insecta; Lepidoptera; Papilionidae. The record is from RefSeq and is a predicted model, not a curated record. The transcript is spliced from 3 exons. Gene Ontology annotation, cellular component: membrane. Bases 153 to 593 code for a protein of 146 amino acids. Gene Ontology annotation, biological process: transmembrane transport. Gene Ontology annotation, molecular function: transmembrane transporter activity.